AUGAGCAACACACCCAUCCAGGAGAAGCCCAUCCAGGCAGGCUCUCCAGCCAGCGGGCCUUUGCAACCCUCCCGAUCGGUUCAGCCGAUGUCCGACCCCUCAGUGCCAAAGCGUUUAUGCUUCUACAAAAGUGGCGAUCAUACAUUUGGCGGGCACCGUGUGGUUAUCAAUGCCCGCACCUUUAAGACCUUUGAUGCCCUCCUGGAUGCCCUUUCCAAAAAAGUGCCUCUUCCCUUUGGUGUGCGGACUAUCACCACACCCCGAGGAACCCACCUGGUGAAGGGAUUGGACGAUUUACAGGAUGGGGGAUCCUACCUGUGCUCCGACCAGAAGCGAGUCAAGCCGGUUAACUUGGAGGAGGUAAACCGGCGGCAGGUGCCCUGGAACAUGCCCAGAGCCUUCAGUGUGGGCCGGCGGAGGCGCCAGUUUGGUUCCCUCGGGAGAGCGGACGAUAGCGGCGGCAGGCCAGUGAAGGUUGCGGAGCGAGUGGUCGUCAGGACGCCAAAGAGGCUGGUGGUCAUCAAGAACAAGGAUCCCGAUGUGAGACGCACAAUUGUGCUGCAGAAAAGGACGGCACCCACCUUUGAUGCGUUGCUGGACUACCUCUCACAGAUUCUGCAAUUUCCAGUGCUCAAACUCUACUCUAUUGACGGAAGAAGAAUUGGAGGUCUCGCUGGUCUAAUCUUGUGCUCUGGAUUCCUAGUGGCAGCGGGCAAUGAGCCUUUUAGGCUCAGCAACAACAGUUUCCAAAGGACAAACCAGACGGUCCAGGCAAUGUUCAUGGAAACAGGACAUCCGUCCAUGCUGCAGCAUCAAGCUCACAACCACAAAUCAGCCUCCAGUGGAAGAUGCUCCAGGAAUUUUUCUUCGUCAUCCGAGCAGUACAUCAUCAACCAGAUUAACAAGUCUCGGAAAGGAAGUGCAAACAGUCACACUAGGUCGCCUGAAUUCCACCCGACUUGCAUGGAGACGUGCCGAUCCGCGACAGCGGCCGGCCAGCGCAACGCUGGCCUCUUACCUCAGGACGACGACAUCGAGAAAUCCUUCCGGGUUAACCAAGACGGCAGCAUGACCGUCGAGAUGAAAGUGCGUCUUACCAUCAAAGAGGAGGAAAUGCUCCACUGGACUACCACAGUCAGCCGCUCCAGCCUUAGGAGGAGGACUCUUGGUGCCUCAGUCGCCGAGUCAGGCAACAUCUCACCUGACUCAAACAUCUACGUUGCCAAAGGAUCCUCUCACUUAUGUGAAGAUGAGGCAAAAAAGGCCAACCAGCCUCCAGCAAGUGAAGCAAAGGUCUGCUUUAACAACGUGGGAGAAGCAAGAAAAAGGUUCAGAUGCGCCUCAACUCCAGGCUCUCAUCGUGUCAUGAAGGAGGCGUCUUUUGAGACUGUGAAGAUGCUGACAGAAUCUGGGGUCCAAGGGAGCACCCUUGGCCACUAUUCAUAUUUGGAGAGGACUACUGAAGGAGACACAAUGGAGGGAUAUUGCAGGGUCAGACACAGCAGCAGCAGCAGCCAACCCGUCCCAAAGCCUCGGAAAACUAUUCUGAAAGGCAAUACCACUUCCCUCCUGAAAUCCUCAGGAGUAGCCGAGGUCCUCAAGAUAGAAAAUGAUGGGACGGAGGUUCGGGAGACUGUGAUGCGGAUUUAUGAGAGACAGGGCAGCUCCAACAAUUGCCUUGCAAAUGAGGGCGCAGAUGAUACAUCUUUGCAUCGUUCCCCUCCGGGGCCACAAAGCCACCAAUCCACAGCCUCAGGGCCUUGUUCAUCCAGCAAUGACAUUGAUUUUAGUUUGCAGCAGCCUACUGCUGAUUCACUCCAAAGACAGAAAGAGGAGAUGUUGUCUUUGUCGUCAGAGCCAAUGUCUCUAGCACUCGAGGUGGCAAACAGACCACCUUCAGUGCCUAAGAAUGUCACCAAAAUAGAGAAAAACUCUCCAACUCCACUCCAGAAAAAGAUAGAGACAAAAAAGAUCUCCCAGUCAAGGUUAAUGGAUAAAAAGUAUAAACAAUCACCAGCAGACAAACACAAUAAUGAUGUUCAUGCUGGAAAAAAAAGCCUCAGUUCGACAGAAAGUACAAACCGAAGGCUGGGUGAAAAAAUGCACACGAACACUUCAGUGAGACAUGGAAGAGAAUCAGAAACAUUAGUUAGAACUUCAGUCAGGGAAAAAAAUAGGAAUAAAUCAGCUUCUAAAUAUAACCACAAUGUAAAUACACCAUCUGUCAGGCCUCCCAUGAAGAAGAAUGUGUCCGAUCUUUUAAAACUCCAACGAUAUUCAAGAAAAAAGACAAGCAGCAAGUCCAUAACCAUGACUGACAACAAGCUGUCAUCCACAGAGUUGGCUCAACAUGUGCUCGGGAUUCCUAACAACCACAAAUCAGCCUCCAGUGGAAGAUGCUCCAGGAAUUUUUCUUCGUCAUCCGAGCAGUACAUCAUCAACCAGAUUAACAAGUCUCGGAAAGGAAGUGCAAACAGUCACACUAGGUCGCCUGAAUUCCACCCGACUUGCAUGGAGACGUGCCGAUCCGCGACAGCGGCCGGCCAGCGCAACGCUGGCCUCUUACCUCAGGACGACGACAUCGAGAAAUCCUUCCGGGUUAACCAAGACGGCAGCAUGACCGUCGAGAUGAAAGUGCGUCUUACCAUCAAAGAGGAGGAAAUGCUCCACUGGACUACCACAGUCAGCCGCUCCAGCCUUAGGAGGACUCUUGGUGCCUCAGUCGCCGAGUCAGGCAACAUCUCACCUGACUCAAACAUCUACGUUGCCAAAGGAUCCUCUCACUUAUGUGAAGAUGAGGCAAAAAAGGCCAACCAGCCUCCAGCAAGUGAAGCAAAGGUCUGCUUUAACAACGUGGGAGAAGCAAGAAAAAGGUUCAGAUGCGCCUCAACUCCAGGCUCUCAUCGUGUCAUGAAGGAGGCGUCUUUUGAGACUGUGAAGAUGCUGACAGAAUCUGGGGUCCAAGGGAGCACCCUUGGCCACUAUUCAUAUUUGGAGAGGACUACUGAAGGAGACACAAUGGAGGGAUAUUGCAGGGUCAGACACAGCAGCAGCAGCAGCCAACCCGUCCCAAAGCCUCGGAAAACUAUUCUGAAAGGCAAUACCACUUCCCUCCUGAAAUCCUCAGGAGUAGCCGAGGUCCUCAAGAUAGAAAAUGAUGGGACGGAGGUUCGGGAGACUGUGAUGCGGAUUUAUGAGAGACAGGGCAGCUCCAACAAUUGCCUUGCAAAUGAGGGCGCAGAUGAUACAUCUUUGCAUCGUUCCCCUCCGGGGCCACAAAGCCACCAAUCCACAGCCUCAGGGCCUUGUUCAUCCAGCAAUGACAUUGAUUUUAGUUUGCAGCAGCCUACUGCUGAUUCACUCCAAAGACAGAAAGAGGAGAUGUUGUCUUUGUCGUCAGAGCCAAUGUCUCUAGCACUCGAGGUGGCAAACAGACCACCUUCAGUGCCUAAGAAUGUCACCAAAAUAGAGAAAAACUCUCCAACUCCACUCCAGAAAAAGAUAGAGACAAAAAAGAUCUCCCAGUCAAGGUUAAUGGAUAAAAAGUAUAAACAAUCACCAGCAGACAAACACAAUAAUGAUGUUCAUGCUGGAAAAAAAAGCCUCAGUUCGACAGAAAGUACAAACCGAAGGCUGGGUGAAAAAAUGCACACGAACACUUCAGUGAGACAUGGAAGAGAAUCAGAAACAUUAGUUAGAACUUCAGUCAGGGAAAAAAAUAGGAAUAAAUCAGCUUCUAAAUAUAACCACAAUGUAAAUACACCAUCUGUCAGGCCUCCCAUGAAGAAGAAUGUGUCCGAUCUUUUAAAACUCCAACGAUAUUCAAGAAAAAAGACAAGCAGCAAGUCCAUAACCAUGACUGACAACAAGCUGUCAUCCACAGAGUUGGCUCAACAAAGUCUUUCAAAGAUUUCCCUCAACCGAUCCCCCGCUGAAAUCCAACAGUAUGUUGAGAACUGGUUGGAGGAGGUCAUUCCACACCCCGUCGUGUACAUGGUCACCUCAGAUGGACCAGAACCACCAACAAAGGUUUUAUUUCAGAUUGGUGAUGAGUCAGAAACUGAGGAAAAGACUGAAACAAAGGAAAUAGAAGAUUACUGUCAGACACCCUCUGAUACUUUGAGAGUGACAGCUUCUUGUCUCUCAGUCCCCCUCACGGCCAAAGAAGAGACACCGAUAAAUGUUUCGAUGGCAAAGGUUGAACCCACCCACCAGCAAACUUGUGUAUGGUCAAAAAACUCAUCUGAAUCAAACAAUGAAUCACCUUCAUCUCAAAUCAACAUUUUAAGCCCCAAAGCAAAGCUGAAACCGGUCUUGCAGGAACUUUGUUCAUCAAUUCAGUCAAUACAAAUGACAUCUGACCAAUCGAGUAGUCCUCUUGAUUUUUCAUACCAUGUGGCUUCGGUAUUUGGCUCUUCUUGUAAAAGCGUCCUGUCAUUUUUGUCAGUGAUGGCUCUGAGAGAUAGUCUAACGAGCGACAGCACAGAUUCAAUGAAUGACUCUGAAGCCAUGCUACUCUUGAAGUUCCUGCAGAACAUUUCUGCCAUCGAGGACCAGGAUGAGCAACGGGCGAGUCUGAUUGAUUUGCACAGUGGAGCGUCUCCCCAGUUCAUGAAGUGCUGGAUGGAUUUCCAAACCUGGAGGGAAAAUCUGGAGACACAAUCACUCAUUCCGAAAUUUCAAGACACCCAAGAAUCAAUUUGGGUUCAGGGUGUAAUUGUUGACCAGCUAAUGAAGGAGUUUAAUAUGCCAUAUGACCUCAGGAGGGAGAUUUCCUCAGCACUUCAGCAGGCUCCUGCAGAAGAGUGCGAUGUUCUAGAGCCUGACAAAAACUACUUGGAAUCAGCAGAUUUGGAGCAGGUUGUGCAGGACCCAGACUUAAAACAAUUCUGUGAUAAUGUUUGCAUUCAUGAAAGCACAAAUGAUAAGGAUGAUCUCUCAUCAUGGCCUGGAGGGAUGGAAGAAGAACAUGCUAAGGAAACAGGCUGUGAAAGUAAAGAACCAAAUGUAUCAUUGGGAGACACAGGGAAAAUCCAAGUUCGAGAAGAAAAUAUAAAGGGUGCAGAGGAUCACAUGGAGGAGUCAAAGGAAGCUUUGGAUGAAGGGGAGACGGAACAGAAAGGAAGUGAGGAGGACACGGAGGAGGAAGCAGUGUUGAAAGAAGAGGGGGAAGAAGAAGAACUUGGCAAGGAAGGGACAAAGAACAAGGAAAGUGAGGAAAAAAGCAAAGUAGUUGAAGAAGCAGGUAAUAAAAAGAUAGAUGAACGCCAAGAAGCAAGACAAGAUGGAGCAGAGACAGAUUUGAGUAAAAGUAAUGAGGAAAAUGUGGAUGAAGAAGUGGACAAAGAAGGGGAGGAGGAUAAUAUAGAAGAGGAAAAGAAUGACAAAGAUGACGCUGAUGAAAAUGUGGAAAAGGAAGAAACAGAGGUCUUAAGUUUUGACAACAAGGAGGGUAAUGCAGACAUGUGUGAACUUACUCCAGAAAAGCAACAAGUAUGUCUUGAAGAACAGUCAGAGAAGCUGGAAGAGAAUGAGGAGAGCACUCGAGAAACUAAUCCAGAAGAAUCUGUAGAUCAAGUGGAGAUGGUUGGUGGAAUAAAGGAUGAAACAGAAAGUGAUUACAACUUAGAAUGUUACCAAAAACCAAAUCCAGUGGUAGAAGUUACAGCAAACGAACUUGAUGAGGGCCUUAAAGCAGUGGCCAACGAUAAGGAGGAUGAUGAUAACAUUGAGGAAAACAUGGAAGCAGAAGGAACAGAAGUCCUAAAUGAGGACAGCAAUGAAAAUGAUCAUGUAGACAUACCUGAAUCUCUUAUGGAAUGGGAUCUAGUCAAACAGACAAAGAAGUUGGAGGAGGAGAGUCGAGACAUUUGUGCAGAGGAAGAAUCUUUAGACGAAGUGGCUGGUCAUACACCGCAUGAAGUGGAUAUUGAAGACAGCUUAGGAUGGUCCCUAGAACCAAACCCAGAGGUGGAAGGAAUAGCAAACGUCCCAUCUGAGGGAAAAGAUGAUGAUAAUGUUGAGAAAAACAUGGAGGAGGAAGGAACGGAGGUGUUAAAUGAAGACAAAAACAAGAAGGGUAAUAAUGGUGCAGACGUACACGACCCUACUACAGAUGAGGGACAAGUAGAUAUAAUAGAACAGAGAGAGGUGCUGGAAAUGGAUAGGGAGGAUACAAGAGAAACAACUCCAGAAGAAGAAUCUCAAGAAAAAGUGGAAGAGCCAAUUCGAACACCAAGUGAAACAGGAAGUGAAGAUGACUUGGGGUGUUCGAAAGAACAAAAUACAGAGGUAGAAGGUAAAGCAAGUCUCCCUAAUGAGGGGAGUGAAAAAGUGGACUAUAACAAAGAAGAUUAUAUGGAAGAUGAAGGAAGGGACACUGAUGGUUAUGAGAAGGGUAACGAUAAUGAUGUAGACAUACCAGAACCUACUACAGAUGAGGAAAAAAUAGAUGAAAUAGAACUGCUAGAGAAGCGAGAGAAGAAUGAGAAGGAUACUCGAGAAACGAGUCCAAAGAAAGUAUUUGUAGACCAAGUAGAGAUGCCUGAUCGGCCCCGAGUUGAAGCAGAGAGUGAAGAUGACUUGGGAUGUUCCCUGAAAGCAAAUACAGAGGUAGAGGAUACGGAAAGUCCCCAUGAUGAAGGAAUUGAAGAAAUUGAAGACGUGGGCGAGAAGGGGGAUGAUAGUGAAGAUGAAAAGGACCAAGAUGAAAUUGAGGAAAAUAUGCAAACAGAAGGAACAGACAUCUUGAGUGAAAUGAACAAUGAGGAAGGUAUUCUUGCCAUACCUGAACCUGCUAUGGACAUGAAACAAGUAAAUCUAAAUGAGCAGACAGGGAAGCUUGAGGAGGAGGAGGAGGGCACUUAUCCGAAGGAAGAAUCUGGAGAGAAGGUGGAGGAGCCAAAUGGGACACCAACUGAAACAAAGAGUGAAAAUGGCUUGAGGUUUCAAGAACCCAAUCCAGAGGUCAAGGGUUCAUUAAGUGCCCCCAGUGAGGGAGUUGAAGAAGUGGUCAACGAAAAAGAUGUGGCUGUGGAGGAUGAAGAUCAGGAAAAGGAUGACAUUGAGGACAAUAUGGAAGGGGAAAGAACAGAGGUCUUAAGUGAGGACAACAACAUAAAGGGUUAUGGUGAUGAUGCAGUUGUACCUGAACCUACUGCAGAUGCGGAACAAGAAAAUCUAACAGAACAGAUAGAGAAGCUGGAUGAGGAGGACACCUGUCCUGAGAAAGAGUCUGGAGAAGAAGACCUUACAGCCAGUGUUCCUGACGAGACCUUAGGUACAAACCCGCAGAAUGAGUCCGUUGAGAAAGAAAAUUUAAACAUGGACCAUGGCACCGAAUCACCACUCGAGUAUUUGUCUGAUGAGCGCUUUGUGGAAAACAAGGCUCGUGAAAACAAGGCAGGGAUCCACCCUCAGGAUCGAAGCAACACCCUCAGCCACCCGGUGGAAAUAUCACAAGAACUCCUGGACUUUGUAAACUCUGCACUCCAGUCUUCCUCGCUUAUAUUUACGUACGACGAUCACGGCAACAUUAGAAUAGAACCGGAUCGUGCUCAAAUCACAGAAAUUAAGACUACCCUCCACCCAGCGAUCCAAAGAGAUUGCACAUAUGGUUCGAAAUGCCUCCAGAGCCCGAUCACCUCAGACUUAUCAGACUACAGACCAGAAAGUUUUGAAAGCGGUCCAUAUCAAAGCCAAGACUCUGAGGCCAUCACUUCAGAGAACAACGAAAAUGCUUCGGAGAGCUUCCCAGAAGGCUUGACUGAAAGAACUAAUCCGCAGUCGGCUACCUCCAAAAUAUUGAAAAGUCAUUCCGAAGGUGGAAGUUUCUCUUCAAGUGACUCCCUGACAAAAGGAUCAAGGAAGGUUUUGUCUUGCUGCAAAAAGGGUGACAAUGACCCAUCCUCUCUGACAGAACAGAACCCGGAACCCGGUAACGGCAUUUUGAUUGACCAAGGUCGAUGGUUACUCAAGGAAAACCAUUUGAUAAGGAAUUCACCACCAGUCUCUGAGGGCAUGUACAGGGAUUUGGACACUACCUCUGAAGACAUGGGGAACUCCAGUGAGGAGUCCCAGACUCACAAAAUAAGACAGCACACACUACUUGGAGCUAUAUCCUCAUCUGAUCUAGAAGAACUGGCCAAGCCUCAACCCCCAAGGUGCAGCUACUUCACCAUGCCACACGGAAGCGACUCAGACCCAUUCCCGGAUGACACUAGCGACCAAAGUCGGAGCAAAGACACAAAUUGUGCGAAAGGAAGAGGCUUCAGGGUGUCGCCUGUGACUGACACCUCCAAAACGUUAGCCAACAAAAAUUGCAGCCUUUCAUCUUUCGCAUCAGUGGAGUUUAAAAUAGCGGACAGAAAAGUGUACCCUGAGGGAGAAGAGUCCACGGCUGGGGUGGAAGCACGAGGGAUCCCUGGUGACCGGCACCAGUCACAAGACUCCGCAGAUGCAAUAAAUGUCAGGUGCGGACAGUAUUGUCAAAUUCUAUAACUGGUAUAAAUUAGCGAGGUACACACAUACAGAUUUUUAACAUCAUAGCUGGAUUUUAAAAUGUAAGGAUUUGCGAUUAUAAAUUUUUACCAGUCAAUCAAACGUUUAUGUUGGCUAAACCUGAGCAUUGUAGGAAGGAAUAAUUCAUUCAUAGAAUAACGUUUCAGAGCCAUUCGACAAAAUUAGGCCUUUGCCGACAUUGAUCGUAAGAAGGAAAAAUUUGCCUCGAACAUCUGUGUGGAUCCCCACUUGACCUGUAAUUCUUUCUCAUCAAUGACUCAAUGAAAGUACCUCACAUUUUAUGUUCUUUCAAUUGAUUUUCUGCCAAUACAAGAGGUUUUAUAGUUUGCUCAUUUCAUGUACUGUACGAUACUGCCUUUUUUCCCCCAAUGCACAAUAUAGUGGACAGUGGUUUAUCAGACCACUUUCAACAGUUUUUGAAGGGACUGAAUUGUGACAAAAUGCUGCACAAAUAUGUAAAUAAGUCAAUAAAAUAUUUUUCUAUUUGAACAGACUGAUAUUUUUUCAAUU
This is a messenger RNA of Hippocampus comes (tiger tail seahorse), 9030 nucleotides long. RefSeq lists its product as uncharacterized. The record is from RefSeq and is a predicted model, not a curated record. Gene Ontology annotation, biological process: photoreceptor cell development; axoneme assembly; intracellular signal transduction. The coding region runs from base 1 to 8499 and encodes 2832 amino acids. NCBI's taxonomy places the organism in Eukaryota, Metazoa, Chordata, Actinopteri, Syngnathiformes, Syngnathidae. The transcript has 4 exons. Gene Ontology annotation, cellular component: axoneme.